Microthlaspi erraticum is the source of this 2193-nucleotide messenger RNA. The record is from the annotation of a GenBank genome assembly. NCBI's taxonomy places the organism in Eukaryota, Viridiplantae, Streptophyta, Magnoliopsida, Brassicales, Brassicaceae.
AUGGGAUUUCUUGGCCACAUUGUUUCUGCAGAGGGAGUUUCUGUGGAUCCGGCUAAGAUUGAGGCUAUCAGAGAUUGGCCUAGACCUAGUAGUGCCACCGAGAUCAGGAGUUUUCUGGGUUUGGCAGGAUACUACAGGAGGUUCGUCAAGGGGUUUGCUACCAUGGCGCAGCCGAUGACGAAGUUGACCGGGAAGGAUGUCCCUUUUAUUUGGUCAGCUGAGUGUGAGGAGAGCUUUAGUCAGCUCAAGGAGAUGUUGACUACUACACCAGUGUUGGCGUUACCCGAGCCAGGGAAGCCUUACAUGGUGUAUACAGAUGCUUCAGGCAUUGGUCUUGGUUGUGUGCUGAUGCAGGAGGGCAGAGUGAUAGCAUAUGCUUCGAGACAGUGGCAGGGCAGUGAGCGUAACCGUCCUACACAUGACUUAGAGUUGGGAGCAGUGAUCUUCGCGUUGAAGAUUUGGAGGUCUUACUUGCUAGGUGAGACAGUACAGGUCUUCACGGAUCACAAGAGUUUGCAGCAUAUCUUCACUCAGCCGAUGAUGAACGCGAGACAGACGCGCUGGGUUGAGUUCUUGGCGGAUUAUCAGGUGAGCAUUAACUACCAUCCGGGCAAGGCUAACCUAGUGGCGGACGCGUUGAGUAGACGGAGGUAUGAUUCCGCAGUUGAGCGAGAUGUGGAGUCUCUAGUUGGCGAGAUCAGUACCUUGCGUUUGUGUGCCAUUUCGCAUGAGCCUUUGGGUUUAGAGGCGGUGGAUCAGGCGGAUCUACUUAGCAGGAUCAGAGUUGCUCAGCAGAGUGAUCAGAGUUUGCUAGAUGCGACGAGAGUGACUGGUUCUGAGUAUGAGGUCUCUGCGAAUGGGACUAUCUUGGUUCGUGGGCGAGUUUGUGUGCCUAAGGAUGUGGAGUUGAGACAUCAGAUUUUGGGAGAGGCUCACGCGAGCAAGUUUUCCAUUCAUCCGGGAGCGACCAAGAUGUACCAUGACCUCAAGAGGUACUAUCAUUGGGUCGGGAUGAAGAGGGAUGUAGCAGACUGGGUUGCGAAGUGCAACACUUGUGCCUUGGUGAAGGCAGAGCAUCAGGUUCCGGGUGGUCUUUUGCAGAGUUUACCCAUUCCAGAGUGGAAGUGGGACAGGAUUACGAUGGAUUUCGUGGUUGGACUACCUGUUUCGAGGACUUUCGAUGCUAUCUGGGUGAUUGUGGAUCGGUUGACUAAGUCUGCACAUUUCUUGGCCAUCAAGAAGACAGAUGGAGCUGCUGUCUUGGCUAGGAAGUUUGUGCGAGAGAUUGUGAGGCUGCAUGGAGUGCCAGCUAGUAUUGUGUCAGACCGUGAUCCCAGAUUCACUUCAGAGUUUUGGAGGGCGUUUCAGGCAGAGAUGGGCACUAAGGUGCAUCUGAGUACAGCUUAUCAUCCGCAGACAGAUGGUCAGUCAGAGAGGACUAUUCAGACUUUGGAGGAUUUGCUGAGGAUGUGUGUGUUGGAUUGGGGUGGCCAUUGGGCAGAUCACCUGAGCUUAGUUGAGUUUGCAUACAACAACAGCUUUCAGGCGAGUAUUGGCAUGGCUCCAUUUGAGGCUUUGUAUGGGAGGCCAUGUAGGACACCCCUAUGCUGGACCCAAGUGGGGGAGCGCAGCAUGUAUGGAGCUACUUAUGUUCAGGAGACGACAGAGAAGGUUCGUGUUGUGAGGCUGAACAUGAAGGAGGCUCAGGAUAGGCAGAAGAGUUAUGCAGAUAGACGCAGACGAGAGCUUGAGUUUCAGGUUGGAGAUAGAGUUUAUCUCAAGAUGGCUAUGUUGAGGGGUCCUAACAGAUCCAUAGCAGAGAACAAGCUGAGUCCGCGAUUUAUGGGUCCGUUUCCAGUAGUGGAGCGAGUUGGGCCAUUGGCUUACAGGCUGGAGUUGCCUGAGAUUAUGAAAGCCUUUCACAAGGUUUUUCAUGUGUCGAUGCUGAGGAAGUGUCUUCACCCUACAGAGGAGUUAGUGGCUAGGAUUCCAGAGGAUCUUCAGCCAGAUUUGACAGUGCCGGCAGUGCCUAUGAGGAUUUUAGAGAGGAGGGAAAAGGUUCUGAGGAACAAGAGGAUUCCCUUACUGAGGAUUUUGUGGGAUUGCAGUGGUUCUACAGAGGAGACUUGGGAGCCAGAGGCAAAGAUGAAGUUGAAGUUCAGGAAGUGGUUCGACAAGCAGGUCGAGGAGUGA